UGAAAAUCAAUAAAGAAUCAAUUUUUCACUUUUUUUUUGGUAAUUCAAAGUGGAUACUACAGUUGAAGUGUUGGAUUAUCGUGUAAAAAGUUUCAACAUGGACGACCGAGAAAUUGAGGCUUUAUUGAAUGAUAGCGACUUGGACUUCUCUGGAGAUAGCGAUGAUGAGUACCUACCACCAGAUUUAAUGGAAACGGACAGCGAAGAAGGUGCAGUUAUCAUGGAAAUGGGUGGCGAAGAGGGUGCAGAUAUCAUGGAAAUGGAUGGCGAAGAUGCAAGUGUGGAACUGGUACAGAACGAGACGAAUUCAGGAGAGGAAUCGCAGAAUACACUGCGUUCAGCGUUGUGGCGCACUACUGGAAUGACUCCUCGUGGGCCAGACAUUUCGGAGGAUGUACUUGUUUCGGAGGGUACUUCAGACAUGAAUAUAUUGUACUGCUUUUUUGAGUAUCUGGGCGUAGAAUUCUGGGAGUUAGUAGCAGAGCAGAGCAACCUAUAUUCGGCACAAAAGCGGGAUUUAAAAUCGUUGAACACGAACGCUAUUGAAAUGAUUAAAUUUGCAGGCGUGCACUUGAUGAUGGGCAACCUCAAAUAUCCUCAAGGUAAGCUUUAUUGGAAUAGAGAGUUACGUGUGCCUAUUAUUGCGGAUACAAUGAACCGAGACAGAUUUUUUGAGCUUCGAAAUUAUCUACACAUUGUAGAUCUAAAUAAGCCAAAUGCUGGUGACAAACUAUGGAAAAUAAGACCACUAAUAGACCCCAUUUUGAAGAGAUGCCAUGAGUUGUCACGGUCUAAGCAUAUGUCCAUAGACGAACAUAUGAUUCCAUUUUCAUGACGAUGUGAAUUUCGCCAAUAUGUGCCUUCUAAGCCAAAUCCUCUUGGUCUUAAGAACUUUGUACUGGCGGCCCGAGAUGGGCUGGCAAAAAAAUAAUGGCAUUUUUCUGACUGGGACUGUGAUGAUAAAUCGCAUUGGACCAGUAACAAAGAAACUGAAGGCUGAUAAGGUUCUGCAAAGAGGACAUUGGGAUGAAAAAGUAAGA
Messenger RNA from Bactrocera tryoni, 1040 nucleotides. Its product is annotated as piggyBac transposable element-derived protein 3-like. The transcript has 2 exons. Bases 98 to 835 code for a protein of 245 amino acids. The record is from RefSeq and is a predicted model, not a curated record. NCBI's taxonomy places the organism in Eukaryota, Metazoa, Arthropoda, Insecta, Diptera, Tephritidae.